CGUGAUUCAUCGUUUAGCGCUAUUUUAUCGACUUUCUUGAAAAUUUCUCCUUCGUCUGGCUGAGAAAAAAGAAAACGAAAUCAAUCAUAGGACUGUUUUAUUGUGGUGUACAAAAGAACUUACGGUGAAGGAAAAGCGAUCGCUGCGGAUUAAUAUAGAAUUUGAUCAUGCAACAUUAAUACGUUGGUCUCCUGAUGGGAAAGCUUUUAUCAUACAUAAAGCCAUGGCAAACGCUAUUGAAGUCUAUAAGAUUGCAAAGAAACCAGAUGGUACCUUGGCUUCUGCAACAAAAGCUCUAGAAUUUCCUGAACAUCAUACCGAAGAUGUUGUUGGAAUGGAUAUUGCAUUUACAGGAAAAUACAUUAUUACAUGCAGCAAAGCAAAUGAUCUUGUAUUAUGGGACCUUAAAGGUCAGGUUCUUGCAACUGUAGAAUUGCAUCUUGGAUCUACGUAUCGAGCACGUAUAUCACCUUGUGGACGUUUUAUUGGCACUUCUGGAUUUGUUCCAGACCUAAACGUAUGGGAAGCAGUAUUCAGUAAGGCCGGAGAAUUUACACAAGUGAGCAAAGCUUUCGAUCUCGGCGGACAUACGUCUGGAAUACUCGAUUUUACAUUUAGCGCUGAUAGCAGUCAAAUGGCUACUAUAUCAAAAGAUGGAACUUUCCGCUUAUAUAAUACGAAAGUUGAGUUUAAGAAAGGAGAAGAUCCGCGCAUACUUCAAAUUGGAUUAUGGGAAAAUACAGCAUCAGCUAAUAUUGCACUAUCUCCAAAUACUGAAGUGUUGGCAAUAGCUCAUGGAUCCUCGUUAAGUUUUUAUUCUACAAUUACUGGCUUGUUAGACAAUACUAUAGAAGAUAUUUUUCAAGGUCCCAUUAUGUGCCUAACUUUCGAUGCUGUGGGAGAAUACAUCUUGGUUGCUGGCGAUAGACAUAUAAAAGUUUUCCGUAAUAUCACUGGUUAUCGAGUGGCGAUUGAAUCCGCAAAACGCAAACUAACACAGAGACAAACGUCAGCAACUAAGGAACGCCUGGAGAAACUUAUCGAAGAUAAUAGAAAAUUUUUACAGGCAAUGGGAGAAAAGUGUCCUUAAUGGAAUAAUUUUGAUGUUCUUUAUAAUACCUCUAUGGUUUCGUUUACAAAUAUUAAAAUACAACUUGAAAUAACAUUUUCCUCGCAUAAAAAUAAGAUUGUAACAUACUUUUAUAAUCUUGAAUAAAGAAGUUCAUACGAA
This is a messenger RNA of Osmia bicornis bicornis, 1231 nucleotides long. Its product is annotated as transducin beta-like protein 2. NCBI's taxonomy places the organism in Eukaryota, Metazoa, Arthropoda, Insecta, Hymenoptera, Megachilidae. Gene Ontology annotation, biological process: endoplasmic reticulum unfolded protein response. The transcript has 6 exons. The record is from RefSeq and is a predicted model, not a curated record. The coding region runs from base 224 to 1090 and encodes 288 amino acids. Gene Ontology annotation, molecular function: protein binding. Gene Ontology annotation, cellular component: endoplasmic reticulum.